Daphnia pulicaria is the source of this 3310-nucleotide messenger RNA. RefSeq names its product MAM domain-containing glycosylphosphatidylinositol anchor protein 2-like. The transcript has 11 exons. Lineage: Eukaryota; Metazoa; Arthropoda; Branchiopoda; Diplostraca; Daphniidae. Gene Ontology annotation, cellular component: plasma membrane; axon; neuronal cell body. Gene Ontology annotation, biological process: homophilic cell-cell adhesion; synapse organization. Gene Ontology annotation, molecular function: protein binding; axon guidance receptor activity. The record is from RefSeq and is a predicted model, not a curated record. The coding region runs from base 325 to 2340 and encodes 671 amino acids.
AGAGUCCGGAGCGGUAGGAUAUUUAGUCUAUCUCUUCCAGCGCAGAACUCGCCAGUGCUCAUCAUUUGCUCCGAGUUGUACAGCAGCACAUAUUUCGUUUUGUAGGACUAUACAGAAAAGAAGUGUUAACGCAAUCAUCCGUCUGUGCUCUUCAAUUUAAUAUCGCUCGCUAAAAUUCGUUUUUACAGCUGUUGUAAUCGCCAUUGACACGCGAUUUCGACAUUUUUUUGUAUAUGGUGAAAUUCCAGUGCCAACCGUUAUUUGAGAAAUUGUCGCUAAAACCGUCCAGUGUUUUGGAAUUACAAUUGGCCGUUGGUGUGUGAUAUGGCUUCCAUCGAGACCAGUUUCUUCGUCGCUUGUGCCGUUCUACUAUUAUUCGCGUGUACGGGGCCCGUGUUGGCAUCGGAAAACGACGUCGACGACACCAACAGACGAGUAGUCCUAGUGGGAACGAAUUUAAAACUGCCGUGUUCUCCGACAGGCGCAGAAGAUAUAUUGGAGUAUUUCACCUGGAGUAAAAAUGGUGUACUGCUGCCUGACCACUCGUCGACCGCCCUUCAGUCUCGUUUUAUUAUCCAGAGUGAUUUUUCUCUCCUAAUUGUACGAAUUUCUGAGGAUGACGAAGGAAACUAUUCGUGCAGCAUUCAGUCGCAUCCUCCGCGGACCACCAGUUACAACGUCCAAGUCGAAGUUCCUGCCGCCAUCGAUGAGCUACUCCAUCACGGCGCCGACUCGCCUCACCACCAGCUGCGUGAAGGAGGAGAUUUGGAUCUCGUUUGCAUGGCCACUGGUCGUCCCAUGCCGACCGUCACAUGGAAGUAUCAAGGAAGAGUACUCAGCGCCGAAGAGUCGAUUGUCGAUGUUAAUCAAAAAGUAUCCAGCGUCCAUCGGAUCGUCGGGGCCCGCAAAGUGGACGCCGGAGCUUACAUCUGCGAGGCGGAUAACGGUGUCGACCUACCGGCGGUGGCUACUUUCGUCGUCGAGAUUUCUCACGCUCCGGAAAUUGUCGUGGAACAUAGUUGGGUGCACACCGGAUUGGGUUCACUCACCGAACUGGCCUGCACCGUCUACGCGCAUCCAGCGGCUCAGGUAACGUGGUUCCGGUCAGUUGAAAGCGUCGGGAACAAUGAAGGUAGUACUGGAAGAAAGCACCUACAAGUCAUUCCAUCGAACCGGGUUGGCACCUUGGUGAUGUCUAACGGCCUGAAGCACGUGCUGCGUUUCAAGAGCGUUCAAGACUCGGAUUUGGGCAUCUACACCUGCAAGGCGGAGAAUCCUCACGGACAAGCGGAAGCCGCCAUCGAAAUGUCCGGUAAAGCAAUGGCCGCCGUCCUGUGGAUAUCGCCUCCUCGCGGAGCAAGUAAAUUGAUCGACUCUGAACAACAGGAGGACGACGAGAUCAAAGCAGGACGUCGCAUCGGCUACCGAUUGACGUGGGACGCGGUCAGCCUAAGUCCAAUCUACGAGUAUCGAUUGUGGCUAAGACCUCGCGGCCAACCGGAGAUUAGCUGGGUCAAUCUGAUCAUUCCGUCCAAUUCAUCGAUCGGCUCCUCUUCUCCCUCGUUACACAGCCACGGUUACGAGCUCUCCGAUUUGGCCACCGGAAUUGUCUACCAGGUGAGCGUCCAGUCUCGCAACCGCUUCGGCUGGAGCGCCGAGUCCAACACGGUCAACCUCUCCGGCGGAGAAGAUCCGGAAGUGACCGACUACGACAAUUCGGACAUCACGUCGAGCAGUAGCGCCAACAUCAUUCCAGUUGAGCAAUCUAGCGGUACUGCUCCUGAAACUACUUCAACAACUACUACCACGACCACUAUAGCCCCUACCACCACCACGACCACUACAACAACAACAACAGCAACAACAACAACAACAACAACUGCUGCUGCUAGCACCACUGUCCCCGUCAUCAUAACUAGCGAUGCGAGUUCGACUUUCGAUGAGAAUGAAUCCACCAUUGAGUCUAACGUUGAAGUGACGGAAACGGAAGAAACGACCGAAGAUAAUCAAUCGACUCUGCCCGCCUUAGUCAUCGAUGCCGUAUCGGUCGAUCAGCACGGGACUCACGAAGAAGUCGAGACCAGCCCCACCACGGAAAUCUCCACUUCGCCCACUCAAUUGCCUUCUCAAUCACCUACUGACGGUGACUUAUGCCCGCCAGGCGAUCAAGAUUGCGGCGAUGAUCAGCCGAGCUCCUCCAAGGACCCGGAGAAUUUGCCGUCGUCGAUUGUGAGUCCGGGAAACAGUGCCAGCAGUUGCUCACGACCGUGGCUAACAACCUCAGCGUCGGUCGUCCUGUGUUGGAUGGCUCGCCUCGUCAGUUCUUCAUUGGUGGUUUGAAGAUAUUCCAGAAAAUGAACAAGCGCACGAUAGAUGGCUCUCUCAAGUCUUUCCCCCAUUUUCUUUUUUUCUAUCAUAAGACUUUUCCACCUUCGACUAAUCAUUUCUCUUUGAAACCUUCUCGAUAAACUCUUCUUUUUUUCCUCACUCACACACAUUUACGGGGGAGAAAAAAACAAACAUUCAUUCCGCUCGACGAGAGGUAAGGAAACAAUAACCGUCAAGCAGAUGCUGUUGUCGACGAGCUCCAGAGCUUAGAGUAGAGAGAGAGAGAGAGAGAAAAAAGACAUGAAAAGCCCGCACGUGCCCCUUCUCGCCCCCACUGCCUUUUCGUCCCUUUACCCAGUAUACACAAAAACCCCAUCACUGGAUAACACACUAAAAAAUCCACUAUUUUUAGACUCUGGAUAUUUCUUUUUCUUUCUCUUUCUAACAAACAAGAAACGACAGACUCUCCUUCCAUAUCUCUCCCCCACCAACACCCUAGCUCUCAAUCUGCGACGUGUACACACAUCACCCGACAACAAACAAAACCGAAUGUCCCCCUUUUUUAUAUUUUUUAACUAUCAGAAAAUUGUUGUAGCAAAGCGCGCAACCGCGUUGAUCGAUUCUCUUAGUCUCUCUCUGGAACAAAAACAAAAAAAGGUUAAUUGUUUUCUUUUUUUUUUUUUAAUUAUUAUUAUUGGAUUGGAGGGAAAUGAUUUGAAAUAAUCGGCUAAGGAGAAAACCCGAAAGAAAAUGAAAGCGUAGCUUUUUUUUUAGAGUGUACAAACGACGCGUGAGCGCGUGAGUUGAACAAACGGGGAUAGGUGUUGCUUAUUGUAUGUGCUGUGGUUUAUUUUUUAGAAAUUAAUAAUUUUUUGACAAAAUAAGAACCGAAUAAUAACGUUGAACCAGUCAACCCACGUGUUAGAUUCUCUCUCGGCGCGCGCUCGAUGUUGUUGGCAAAAGUUGUCAAAUUCAACUUCCU